Molecule: messenger RNA, 1868 nt
Organism: Ixodes scapularis (black-legged tick)
Lineage: Eukaryota; Metazoa; Arthropoda; Arachnida; Ixodida; Ixodidae
Product: caseinolytic peptidase B protein homolog
Exons: 1
Coding region: 1-1830 (609 amino acids)
Biological process (GO): cellular response to heat
Cellular component (GO): mitochondrion; cytoplasm
Molecular function (GO): ATP hydrolysis activity; ATP binding; protein binding
Source: RefSeq, a predicted model, not a curated record
AUGUCGGCGUCCUUUGUGUUGAGGAGCGUUCGGUUCCUGAGGAGAGCCCCCAGGCCCCCCGGCAGUGUGCUCUACCAGGGUUCGCGAAGGAACCUGCGGCAUAUGGUCGCUGUGAGCCAGGCAGCCUCAGUGCAGUGGAAAGCGGGACUCGCGUGUGCUCUCCCUGUCGGUGUUGCCUGCUGCCUCGUGGCCAACAGCAGUCGGGGUUCUAACCCCGGGGAGGACAAGCUGCUUCGUGCCGCCAAGCUGGGUCACGUGGACGAAGUCCAGAGGCUGCUGAAAAACUCGAAGGUCGACCCUAACUGCCGCCAUGCGCUUGGCUGGACACCUCUUCACGUGGCGGCCAUCAACGGACACUGCAACGUCAUGGCAGCGCUUCUGGAUGCCGGCGCCGACGUGAAUGCCGGAGACGAGUUCAGCAACGUGUACCAGACCGCUCGGGAAAAGAACAUGAAUUCCCUGGAAGUGCUGGUGCUCAGGGAAGACGAGUUCAGCAACCGGCUGAGCAACCGAGCGUCAUUCAGCGGCUGCACAGCGCUGCACUAUGCGGUUCUUGCGGACGAUGUGGCCACUGUCCGCACCCUCCUUGAGCGCAAUGCUGACCCCACAUGCUGCAACGAUCAGGGGCACCAGCCUGCGGACUACACACGAAAUCCGAGUGUCCGCAAGAUUCUGCAGGAGCACGUCGACAAGCACAAGGAGCGGAUGCAAAAGUUGGAGGCGGAGGAGCGUCGCCGUUUCCCGUUGGAGCAGCGGGUCAAGCAGGUGAUUGUGGGACAGGAAGGGGCCAUCGCAUUGGUGGCGGCCACUAUCCGACGUAAGGAGCUUGGAUGGUUCGACGACGAACAUCCGCUAGUGUUUCUUUUCCUGGGGUCCUCCGGCAUUGGCAAAACAGAGUUGGCCAAGCAGCUGGCUGAAUACCUGCACGGCGACAAGCGGGGCAAAGGUACGAAGAAGGGCUUCAUCCGGCUGGACAUGUCAGAGUACCAGGAGAAGCAUGAGGUGGCCAAGCUGAUCGGGUCCCCGCCAGGCUACGUGGGGCAUGACGACGGCGGUCAGCUAACUCGGCGGCUGCGUGAAUGUCCCACGGCAGUUGUGCUCCUGGAUGAAGUGGACAAGGCACAUCCAGACGUUCUGACGGUCCUGCUGCAGCUCUUCGAUGAGGGCAGACUCACCGACGGCAAGGGUAAAACUAUAGUCUGCAAGGACGCCAUUUUUGUGAUGACCUCCAACCUGGCCAGUGACGAAAUCGCCCAGCAUGCCACCGAACUGAGGCGGGAGGUUGAGCGGCUAGCGCAGCAGCGUAUGGCCCUGCAUAGGGACGAGUCUCAAGACCCUGCAGAGGAGGUGAGCAUCCGGAACGACUUCAAGGAGCGUGUGGUGCGCCCCAUUCUCAAGCGGCACUUCCGGAGGGACGAGUUCCUGGGCCGCAUCAACGAGAUUGUCUACUUCCUGCCCUUCUCGAGGAAAGAGCUGACGGCACUGGUCACACGAGAGCUGGAGGGUUGGACGCGGCGUGCUCGGGAACGCCACGGCAUUGAGUUGACAUGGGAGCGGCGUGUGGUUGAGCUGCUGGCAGACGGCUACAACGUGCACUACGGGGCGCGUUCGGUCAAGCACGAGGUGGAGCGGCAGGUGGUGAACCGUCUGGCAGAGGCCCACGAGAAGCAGCUCAUCGAUGCGGGGUGCACGGUGCAUCUGGUGGUGGAGGGUCCAGAGGCCGGCCACAGUCCCAAGGUUGGCCUGCUGGUCAGGAGCAAGUCCCAGAAGGGCAUUGCACUUGACCUGCCCCUGAGUAACAGUGCUCCCCUGGGCAGCCCUCAGGGCUGACCUUUCGGCAGGACGGAGUAAAAUUUAUUUACACCCUG